Nanorana parkeri is the source of this 3004-nucleotide messenger RNA. RefSeq names its product family with sequence similarity 179 member A (gene TOGARAM2). The coding region runs from base 84 to 2993 and encodes 969 amino acids. The transcript is spliced from 19 exons. Lineage: Eukaryota; Metazoa; Chordata; Amphibia; Anura; Dicroglossidae. Gene Ontology annotation, molecular function: microtubule binding. The record is from RefSeq and is a predicted model, not a curated record. Gene Ontology annotation, cellular component: cytoplasmic microtubule; cilium. Gene Ontology annotation, biological process: microtubule cytoskeleton organization.
UUUAUGGAAGAACAUAGAAAAAGGAAGCGCUCUGUUGGCGAUGUUUUGCCCUGACAGGAAACUGAACAGCUAGAACCUUAAGCAUGACCCACAAUGACUAUACUGCAGCCAAGUAUAGAGCCCCCGUUGCUGUGUACUGUGGCAGCGUUCCCAAGAUGAAACCAGGAUACGCGUCUCUACGCAAUGGGGGUGUGGACUCGAACCUGCAGCUAUUCGGGAAUCACUGGGGUGGAGCUGACACAGCUGCUCUUCAGUCGUCCUUGAGCCUCCAGAUGAAGAGGUCUUACUUGUGGGGUGGAGAUGACCGUGAUCUUCAGGCGGAAAUCCUGCCCCCACCGCUGGACUUGGAGGGUAAAAAUGACCCCGUCUUUAGGAACACAAGGGAUGAGGAGGUGGACAGUGCGGCCCUGGAGACUGCCCGGCUGAAGGACAAGCUGAAACGGAAGAUGUCCGAAAGCUCCAGUGCCAGAGGAGCACCAACUGAGAUCAUGAACUCUCAGAACAUGCCUCUCAAACCCGCCGUUCCAAGAAGCGCAUCACAGAGGUUAAUGACCGCCACAAAGCCUGUACCUCCCAUCCAGAAGAGUCCAACACCCCACCCUGGGGCCCAAGAAGAGAAAGACAUGUCAAGGAAUGGACGUGAGAAUGGGGACCACAUGGAAAAACAGAUAGAGAAAACAUCAGCUGUUGCAGAGAAUUCCCUGCAGUAUGUGCGCUCCAGCGCAGAGAGGAAACGGAAAUCUCUUGGUGGGGUAGUUAUACCGCCCAUCCCGAAAUCAUCCAACUUUCCAGCAGAUCAGAAUCACAAUGAUAGCGCACAGAUGACUAGAAAUUCACCGGUGCCCAGGAACGAGGCCACGCAGAGAAGUUUUGCCUCGGAGUUUGAAACCUACAGGAUAUCUGAUGCGGAUCAUGGUGAAAACCAUCAUAUAACUGCAAAUUUUUGGGAUCCAAUCCCAUCCAAACCUAUCUUACCAACUCCAUCCACCGAUGCCACACAGCUGCCGCAGCUUCUCCAGGACGAAGAGGGGAAGGAAAACUAUGCACGGGUCAGUGUCUCAAUAUCAAAGUCUGCACAAGACAAGAUGCGACAGAAGCAGCAAGAAAUAGAGAAUAUCCGAAACGAGAAGAGGCGGAGCCAGCAGCAGUUGUGGGAGGGGCUUCAAGGAGUGGACACGGGAGAACCAAUGUCAGUUACCUCCUUCAGCCUAAAUGGACUGAACACAGUUCCCAUCAGCGUGGACAAGAGAAGAGGAGGGACCAAUAUAAACCUGAACAAGUGGGUCAGCCGGCCGUCCCUGCCCAGCAUCCCAACCGUAAACCCAGAACCCCCCUUGAGUGACUUCCGCCAUUCAUCAGCGUACUCCUUGCCGGCCUCUUUUCUGGACCUGACAGAGUGGGAUUCUGACUCCGAGAGUGGCGGUCCCAGUUCUGGUCCAAUGUCCCACCCGGAACAAGGCACGAUUGAAGCUCUUAAGUGGCUGAAUCACAAGGACUGGGAGCAGAAGGAGAAGGGUCUUCUCAGUGUGCGGUGCCUGGCGUCCUGGCAUCCCGAGGUUCUCAGCUCCAGAAUCCACGAUAUCUGUUUUGCUGUUACCAGAGAGGUCAGCAAUCUGCGCUCUAAGGUCUCCCGUCACGCCAUCAAGACCAUCAGCGACCUGUUCAAGUAUCUCCGCAGAAACAUGGACCAGGAAGUGGAUGAAAUCACCCGGGUUUUGCUGAACAAGAUCGGAGACUCCAACGAUUUCAUCAGAGAGGAAGCCGACAAAUCUCUUGGACUGAUGGUGGAAAAUGUGAGCCCCUCUAAGACGCUCUCGGCACUGAUUGCUGGAGGUGUGAGCCAUCGGAACAGCUCGGUGAGGAAAUGCACGGCAAAGCAUCUGCUUAGGGUAGUGGAGCUUCUGGGGUCAGAUAAACUUCUGUGUGGAUCCAGAGAAAGCAUGGACACCUUCCUCCGCACCAUCGUCAAACUGGUCCAAGAUGUACAGCAAGACACCAGGUUUUAUGGACGUCGCAUGUUCAGUCUGAUCAUGACUCAUCCCAAGUUUGAAGUGCAGAUGGAACGUUUGAUCCCAUCACAUGACCUCCGAGACCUCAUCGCCACUGUGAAGCAGAAAGAGCUAAGUGACAGCGUCUCAGAGGUCCCAUCUGCUAGGAGCCAGCGUCCUCUACAGAAGAAUAGCGCCGUAGUGACUGCCCAGGACGUUCAACAAACAGAGCAAAGCAUUAGCCGACCUGCAGAAAGAGAACCAGAACCUCAAGAAUCCCCGGUCCCGCGGAGGCAGCCUGUCCGCGCAGCGGAGGUGACGGAACAACUGAAAGAGCUCAACAAACUACUCACCGCCAAGGAGUAUCAGAACAAGAUGGACGGUGUGACGCUUCUUCUGGAGCACUGCAAGAACAACGUGAAGUUUGUCACCUCCAACAUCACUCCAAUAUUUGAUGCCUUUAACCCGAGGAUGCAGGACGCCAACAAGAAGGUCAAUCAGUACGCACUGGAGUCCGCGGUGGUCAUGAUCCCCAUUCUGAAGGACAGUCUGCACCAUUCGUUAGUCCCUAUGGUGACCGUCAUCACAGACAACCUUAACUCCAAGCACACUGGUAUCUACACGUCCGCAGUGACUGUCCUAGACACGCUCAUGUCAAAUAUAGACAAUCUGUGGCUCCUGCAACCGUUUGCCAGCCGUGUCCGGUUCCUCAGUGGCCGCGCCAUGAGUGAUGUGACUGAGCGAUUGUCAGGUCUCGUAUCCUCCGUCUACCCCAGGAAGCCGCAGGCCGUGGAACGCCACGUUCUGCCCGUGCUGUGGUUCUUCCUGAGCAACAUAACCGGCAACGGAGUGCUGCCAGGCCGCAACGGCAACUUCAAGGAGGUCGUCACCAAACUUACAAAAAACCUGCACCGAGCGAUGGGCCCGAGCCUGGUGGAGUACGCCUCCGGACAGUCCCAACACGCCAUUAAAAUGCUGUCUGACAUUCUUGGCACGACUAAAUAGAUAUUAUCCUG